This is a messenger RNA of Seriola aureovittata, 2066 nucleotides long. RefSeq names its product guanine nucleotide-binding protein G(olf) subunit alpha-like. Gene Ontology annotation, cellular component: heterotrimeric G-protein complex. Gene Ontology annotation, molecular function: G protein-coupled receptor binding; GTP binding; G-protein beta/gamma-subunit complex binding. NCBI's taxonomy places the organism in Eukaryota, Metazoa, Chordata, Actinopteri, Carangiformes, Carangidae. Gene Ontology annotation, biological process: adenylate cyclase-modulating G protein-coupled receptor signaling pathway. The coding region runs from base 16 to 1176 and encodes 386 amino acids. The record is from RefSeq and is a predicted model, not a curated record. The transcript is spliced from 12 exons.
UCAGGUGGUUGUUUAAUGGUUUAUGUGGUUCCAGGUGAGAUGGGCUGUCUGGGAGGGAAGACGGAGGAAGAACGACUGGAUGAAAAAGCGAAGAGAGAAGCGAACAAGAAGAUUGAGAGACAGCUGCAGAAAGAAAGACAGGCUUAUAAAGCUACACACAGACUGUUACUGCUGGGUGCAGGAGAAUCAGGUAAAAGCACCAUAGUGAAGCAGAUGAGGAUUCUUCAUGUGGACGGCUUCAACGCUGAAGAGAAGCAGCAGAAGAUUCAGGACAUCAGGAAAAACGUGAAGGACGCCAUCGUGACCAUCGUGUCAGCUAUGAGUAUCUUGACUCCACCCAUUCCUAUUGGUAACCCUGGCAACCAGUUCAGAGUCGACUACAUCAAGAGCAUUGCACCACUGUCUGACUUUGAAUACACUGAGGAGUUCUUUGAGCAUGCUCAGAAGCUGUGGGAAGACGACGGCGUGAAGGCGUGUUUCGAACGCUCCAAUGAAUAUCAGCUGAUCGACUGUGCUCAGUACUUCCUGGACAGGUUGGACUCAGUUAGGAGGACGGAUUACACACCUAAUGACCAGGAUUUGUUGCGUUGCAGAGUUUUGACUUCAGGGAUUUUUGAAACCAGGUUCCAAGUGGACAAGGUCAACUUCCAUAUGUUUGAUGUAGGAGGACAGAGGGACGAGCGCAGGAAGUGGAUCCAGUGCUUCAAUGAUGUGACGGCCAUCAUCUUCGUUGCAGCCAGCAGCAGCUACAACAUGGUGAUCAGAGAGGACAACUCCACCAACCGGCUUCGAGAGUCCCUAGAUCUCUUCAGAUCCAUCUGGACCAACAGGUUUCUGAAGACCAUCUCAGUGAUCUUGUUCCUAAACAAACAGGAUGUGCUGGCUGACAAGAUUCUGGCUGGAAAAUCUAAACUGGAGGAUUAUUUCCCAGAAUACAAUAACUACCAGGUCCCUGUUGAUGCUGUUCCAGAUGCUGAUGAAGACCCCAGAGUGACCCGAGCCAAGUUCUUCAUCAGGGACGAGUUUCUGAGGAUCAGCACGGCGAGCGGUGAUGGGAAACAUUACUGUUAUCCUCACUUCACCUGCGCCAUUGACACUGAGAACAUUCGCCGUGUCUUCAACGACUGCCGUGACAUCAUCCAGCGCAUGCACCUGCGGCAGUACGAGCUGCUCUGAUUGGCUGCUGAGAGCUCACCUGGCCCCGCUUCUGCUCAUGGACAGAGAAAUGCAGCUAAUCCAGAGGCUAAUCUGAUAUCUAAUCAAUGCUGAUAGCCGAUCAAUACUAAUAGAUCUGAUAUAUUUAUACCUUAUAUGAUCCAUUUUAUCACAGACUUGUAUCACACAGCUGUUAUCAGUUCAAAUGGGGUGUUAUUGAUUAAUUAUCAGGACAGAUUCGAAGUAUCUGUGCCUUUCUUUUGUUUCUAUACCUCUGCCUGACGCAGGGGAUUGUGGGUAGUGUAUUUCUGAUGUUGUUGCACUCUGGCUGUCAUAUGAGAGGGGACAGUAUAGAAAACUAGUUUAGACUUGUAGAAAACCUUAAAGAUGGAAUCUAAAUAUAUUUUUUCAUGAUUCUGAACUUAGAGUAUAUUAUUAUGAUCUUCUCCCUGAUUGGCUGUUUGAGACUAUGAUGUGAUUUUACAUCUCUGUAUUUAUACCUGGAAGAUCGGGUUCAAAAGAACUGUAGAUUUAUCUCUUUAGAGUUAGCAGCUAGAUUUUCAAAACAAGAUUUUUAACUUUCCUUCAACAUGAAAGUGAACAUAUUUUCCUUGUUGUUAAAAUGUGACAUUAAAGAGUUUUUAUGUCAAAGUUCUGAUUUACUGUUUUUCAGGUGAACAUGUUACAACCGAAUGUCAUACAUGUUGUAAAAACAGUCUUACACAUGUUGUAACAACAGACUCACACAUGUUGUAAUAACAGUCUCACACAUGUUGUAAUAACAGUCUCACACAUGUUGUAACAACAGACUCACACAUGUUGUAAUAACAGUCUCACACAUGUUGUAACAACAGACUCACACAUGUUUUAAUAACAGUCUCACACAUGUUGUAACAACAGACUCACACAUG